UCGAAACGUGGUUGGAUUCUCCUUUCAGUUUGUCAACAGAGGGAAAUGUGACAAGUCUGAAAAUUGAAAAUCGUUAAUGGUUAGAGUGAGCGAUAUCACAGAUAAAGUAGGAAUCAAAUGAUAAUGAAAGCUGAGGAUGGAGGACGGCGUAAAAGAAUUCUUGGACAAGCUCGGAAUGAGGAAAUAUUUCGACAUGUUUGUCGCCAAAGGCUUUGAUAAAGAAGGGGACAUUUCUCACCUGACUGAAGGCGAUUUAAAGUCCAUGUAUAUAAUAGAUACAGAUGACAGGAAUAGGAUCCUUGAAGCAGCGCACCACUUCCACCCAAGCCGGAAGUACAUGUUGCACGAGUGGCUGCAGGCGGCGGGGUUGAGCCACUACUUUAUCAGCUUCAUGGAGAGCGACCUUACGGACAUUGCCGCCCUCGCGCGCCUAAAGCUGCCCGAUGAGGAUCUCUAUGACGAGCUGGAGAUAACACUUCCGGGCCACAAGAGGCGCCUUGAGCGAGCAGUUCGCCAACUGGCUAAGAAUAACAUGACAAGGGUGCCGAAAAUGGAAGUACAAGAACCUGAGAACGAGAAUAAAGAAACUACAGGCAGUGACGUCAUUUGUUUGCAAAAACCGGAACUAGCCGUUACUUAUGGGCGGUGGGGCAAACCUCGAUGCCUGCUUGAUGCCAAAUAUGACUUCCUGUUGUUAGAGGCGACUGUGGUGUCCACGCUGGAUUCCAGAGAUCGUGUCGAUAUAGAAUUCAUGGUUGAUUCCGGAAGUGAUGUUGUAACCAUGCGACAGGAGGUGCUCGAUUCUCUCGACCUGGAGUUGAUCGGUCCAAUCAACAGUAAGGGUGUGCACGCUUCACGCGUGAAGAAUCUGUACAAGGCAAACAUCGUCAUCGGGCAUGUGUCGUUGGAAAUAGAGGUAAUGGGUGAAUCCUAUGAUUCCAUUGGUUCCCGCGUGUUACGUCAUUUCCGACAUUAUAUAAGUGGUUCCCAGCACAUUUGGCUAAAGGGAGAUUUUAUUGACCCAACUCUUGCUUCUAAGGAAUUGAAGCCGGGAAACAAUGAAGAUAAACAAAUUAUUGUUGGUGAUGAUGAAAAUAUAUCCGUUAUUGGUGAAAAGUGUGAGCCUUUGGUGAAGGAGUUGGCUUUUGAGUCAAAAGCUUUGGCCCCGGAAGAUUUGGAAAAUCUUGGUACAAACGAACUGAGUGCACCAGAAGAGAGCGAUGAUCACUUAGUGCAGAAUGAUCACGUCAAAAUGGACAAAGUUGACAAAAAAGGUUUAAAGGUAAAUGAAAAUAUGGGUUUUGCAAAUAAGGUUAGUGAGUUCAAAUUCAAGGGAAUUAACCAGGAAAAGGAAAAUGAAAUGAAAAAUUCACACUCGGGAGAAAUGGACAGCAAUGGACAUGUAGAUGAGACCGACAAACUUGUGUCAGGUCCUGCUGACGUCAUCGACGUUCGACCAAUCAUCGCGUCGAACAGAAAGAGACAUGCACAGAACAGCAAAAGUGCUAAUCUGAGUGCAAUUAUUGCGGAGAGGGAGAAUGGUAAAACUGUGAAGCGGCAUAGACCUAAUGAACGAAAACUCCACAGUUUGAUUCAGGUGGUAAAUUCUGAGCCUUGUGAUUCAAAGUCGAGAGGAGUGCUAAACCAGAGGUCCGUGUAUUAUCACGCAGAAGAGAACCAUUUUGACACAUAUUUUUCAUAGAAUAUCAUUAUAUUUUAUUAUACGUAUAUUUUACUGUGCAUUUGUCUGGACAAUGUUUUCGGGGGAUGAUACAACGUUCAUGGUAACUAUCAUAAAUGAUGUCAGAAAAAAACUCCCUCUUAUUUUUCCACCAAAUGACAUACUCCAUUAAAUCAGCAUUGAAGCACUUGGAAUGGACACAUUUAACUGUUUUUGUAUCGUGUACAUGUACUAUACAAAUUAAGAAGCAAUAUAAACAACUAUUCCGGCAAACAUACACCGCACUGAUCAGAAUAGGCUGUUUCAAAUGUGAUGUGGUCGCCAACAGUAUUGCCGUCACAUGAUCAUAUUUAAAAUAAUGUAUUAUUAUAUUGUCAACUGCAUAUUUAUCGAUUUUUAUCCCAAUUAUGUUACUAAAUCCGUUUUUGAAGACGACAACAAAAAAUUAAGUAUUUGAACAUAAUAUUAUAGACAUUUCUGGUCAGUGGAUUGGCGCAGAAACUUUAUUUUGAUAUAACAUGCAAUUUGCAAUACAGGAAAACAUUUUUUAAAAGGGGUAUUUGCUAAUAUACAAGAGAAUCAUUUUAAAAGCGCACUGUAUAGGUGCGAAAACCGUUUUUUUUUAUUUUGAUGCGUAACCCCCAGUUGACAAAUUAUCGCUAAUAAAUUCUUUAUCUGUACACACAUCAUAUGCUUUUUUUUGUUUUGAUCAUGAAGUCAAAUGAGUUGGACAUGAUUGUGCAUUGAAAUUAAAAAAAAAAUAUCUGUCGUCAAAUCGUAUUUUGCGCGCAUUGAAAGGGUUAUUUUUGACAGUUGACCGUGCAAAAAAAUAUUUUAUGAUGUACAAUAAACUUUACAAUUCUUUAAGAUGGAAUUGAAAGACAGUGAUUUUUUGGGGAAGUUUUUUUCACCGCCUGUGCCUUCAAAAUUGGGAAAUUUUCCGACUUUGGGAAAAUACCAAAUCUUAAAAUACAUAAUGUAAUAGGAAAUAAGCAUGUAUUGACUUUUUAAUGCAUACAAUAUACUGUAUUGCUGGCCUCGCAAAGAUCUUGUUUAUUUUUCAAGAAAUUCAUUGGUUUUUUUACUGAUUCACGUAAACUGUGUUUACUGAAAUGGGAAAAUAUUAUGAAUUUUUGGGAAAAGUGGACACGUUUUCGCAAGGGGAAACCUAGAAGGCAGUAAAAUGCACACAAAAAUCACUGAAAGAAUGUGUUCAAGAGUAAUUAUUACUGUUGCAGUAUACGAUGAAUUAAUAUUAAAGUGUUUUAAUAGUUUGUAGAGAUGUUUGCUAUUAUAAUGUUUAUUUUGUACUGAAUUUUGUAUGUAUAUAAGAGAUAUAAUAAAUUAUAA
Molecule: messenger RNA, 3031 nt
Organism: Mya arenaria
Lineage: Eukaryota; Metazoa; Mollusca; Bivalvia; Myida; Myidae
Exons: 5
Coding region: 137-1702 (521 amino acids)
Molecular function (GO): protein binding
Source: RefSeq, a predicted model, not a curated record